GAACAAGAAAGACCCAAUAAUUCAAGAAUGAUGAAGCCCAAAGUAUGAGUCUUCUUGCUUCUUGGGCCGAACCGAACUGAACUGAACUGAACUGAACUAAAGCUAAACUAAAACUAAAGUUGGUACGGUUCCUUCUCUUCUCUCUCUCUCUUUCUCCGUCUGUCGCUGUCUCUCUCGUCCUCUCCUCUGUUUCGUAGCUUCUGCAGCAGAUCUCUCUUUGUCCUUCUCUCUCCCUCAGAUCACUGUAAGUACACGACACUUCACUUCAUUUCCUAAUUCGAUCUGUUUCUUUUACUCUUUCUCGAUUUGCUUCCAAUCUUGAUCUCUUUUCUCUUUCUAUAUCGAGCUUGAUCUGACUCAUUCUUUAUUAUAUACUUCUCUUCUCGAUUCCUUUUUUGUGAAAAAAACAUCUUUAAAAUUUCAUUUUUGUUAGUUGCUUCGUGUCUUGAUUAGUGUUGUUCUUGUAAUAAAUGUUGUGAUCUUAUAUUCAUUCUAGGGUUUUGUGUGUGUGUGUAUGAGCUUAAUUUCAUACAGAACAGUGAAAUCUUAGACUUUCGAUUAGAUCGUUGACUUUUAUCUGAAUUAUUGGAAUUUAGGUUAUUGAAUCAGUCUUUAGGUUAUUGAUCAAAAUGAUUUACUUCAGAGAAGAUUGUCUCAAUAAUUACUAACACAGUGGUUGAUUAUUGAUAAUGUUAUUAAUCCUGAGCUAUGUAAAUUUUGAUUCUCACCGUAUAUAUAUAUAUUGAGUGUAGAUGGCACAGCAGGAAGCUAGUCCUUCCCCUGGUGCUGAGGUUGUUGGUCGUGCCUUUGUGGAGCAAUACUAUCAUAUUCUUCACCAAUCUCCCGGUUUAGUUCAUCGGUUUUAUCAAGAUUCGAGCUUUUUAACCCGACCUGAUGUUACCGGUGCUGUGACUACUGUCACAACUAUGCAAGCGAUCAACGACAAGAUUCUGUCGUUGAAAUAUGAAGACUACACGGCUGAGAUAGAAACUGCUGAUGCUCAGGAGUCUCAUGAGAGAGGUGUUAUUGUGCUGGUUACAGGACGCUUAACCGGGAACGAUAAUGUUAGGAAGAAGUUUAGUCAAUCUUUUUUCUUGGCUCCACAAGACAAAGGAUACUUUGUCUUAAACGACGUGUUUCGAUUCCUUGAGGAGAAAGAGGUGACUGCACAAGCCCGCUCUGUCCCCAUCAAUGGAACCACUAGGGAUGUUCAGGCUCCUAUUGAACCAGAACGUGUUGUUGUUAGUCACGAGCCCGAGGUAGAACCCGAGCCAGUUGCUUCUAUCGAGGAAGAAGAUCUUGACAAUGUGGCGGAAGUGUAUGAUCCUUCUGAUAAAGAUGAAGGAGUUGUUGUUGACGUUGAGCCUAUUGAACCUCCCACUCAAAUAAGUCAUAAUGAAAUCUUAUCAGUGCCUCAAGGAGAUGCUCCUAAGCAUUCUUAUGCUUCAAUCCUCAAGCAGAUGAAAAGCAGUCCAGCACCAACAACACACGUUGCUAGAAACAAGCCAAGACCAGCUCCAGUCAACCAGAAGCUGACCGCGCCUCCUGCUGAGCCUGCAGCAAGACCCGAGGCUUCAGCUCAUGAGAAUGUUCCGAAUAGUAGCCAUGUUGAUGUGGAAGAUGAUGGUCAUUCGAUUUAUGUUCGAAAUUUGCCGUUUGACUCCACACCAACACAACUUGAAGAGGUGUUCAAGAACUUUGGUGCAAUCAAGCAUGAGGGGAUUCAAGUCAGAAGCAACAAGCAGCAAGGUUUCUGUUUUGGUUUUGUGGAAUUUGAAACAUCUAGCGGAAAGCAAAGUGCCCUCGAGGCCUCACCAGUUACAAUUGGAGAUCGUCAAGCUGUUGUAGAGGAGAAGAAAACAAAUAGUCGAGGAGGAGGCAACAAUGGAGGUAGCAGGGGAAGGUACUUUUCCGGAAGAGGAAGUUUCCGAAAUGAAAGCUUCAAAGGAGGACGCGGUGGUGGGGGAAGAGGAGGCUAUGGAAGAGGAGGAGGUGAGUUUUCUGGUAGACCAAAGAGCUCAAACCCACGAAAUGGAGGAGAAGGUUACCAAAGGGUUCCUCAAAACGGAGGAGGUGGAAGAGGAGGCCGCGGAGAAGGAGGUCGUGGUGGAGCUCGAGGUGGUGGUUCAUCUUGACUUUGCUUUUAACGCUCCUCUACAAGAGAGUAGUUUUAAUUUUUGUUUUGCGUCUUUCUUUUUGCCUACUACUUGAGUUGAUGUGGUAUUGGCUUUUUUGUCGGUCUAGUUUUUCAAUAUUCUUGCUUUUUUUCCUCUCUUUUUUGUUUUUCAUCUUUCAAUCUUUCUUUGGGGUAAUGUACUCUUCAUAAACAAACAUUCAAUUUCAUAAGGAAUCCAUUAUAGAGUUGUGUUCUUUACGCAGAGAUGUUCUUACUCUUCGUUUUGAAGUUAAAGUGAGCAGAAGUGAA
Messenger RNA from Arabidopsis thaliana (thale cress), 2425 nucleotides. RefSeq names its product Nuclear transport factor 2 (NTF2) family protein with RNA binding (RRM-RBD-RNP motifs) domain-containing protein. The record is from RefSeq and is marked reviewed. Gene Ontology annotation, molecular function: nucleic acid binding; RNA binding. Lineage: Eukaryota; Viridiplantae; Streptophyta; Magnoliopsida; Brassicales; Brassicaceae. The coding region runs from base 753 to 2135 and encodes 460 amino acids. Gene Ontology annotation, cellular component: nucleus; cytoplasm. Gene Ontology annotation, biological process: cytoplasmic stress granule assembly. The transcript is spliced from 8 exons.